CCUUUCGUAUUCGUGCAUCUAACCAAAUCCAUUUUCAGAAUUAAGUUGAUUUGCAGUGUUUUAUAGCUUACCGGAAGUCAGAGGACAUGUCUUUGAAGUACAACGAAAAAAACUAUCCGUAUAUAGAACUCGAUGGCAGAUAUCAGAUCUGUAUUCAGGAAGAUCACUGUAAGCAUGAUGAGCAGUUCGCGGCCAAAGCCCGCCAGGAAAUCAACGACAACCCGGAACAUGUAACACGGGCAAUGGAGGAAGUUCGCCGUUUGGUUGGCGCCGAUGAGCGUUUCAAUCUUCCGUUUCAUGAAGAUUGGUACGUAACCACGUACCUACGGGCAGGUGCGAAUGAUCCACAAGAAACUUACCAGAUCCUUGCCGAUACCGGUUACCAAAAGUCUACGAACUGUGACUACUUUGGUAGCGUGGCAUCCAUACGGCACGUAUUUGACGAAGGUUUGGUAUGGUUGCUUCCCGAGCGCGACGAGGAUGGUUCGGCAGUUGUUGUUGUUGAAUCCGGAAAAAAAUGGAAUCCUUCAAAAGUGUCACUGGUGGAACUGAACACCGCUUGCAACGCUCUCAUUUCGGCUCUGAUGCAAAGUGAAGAAGUACAAAUUCAUGGCUACAAAAUGAUCAGCGAUGUGGAAGGCCUUUCGAUGACGCAGAUAAUGCAAUUUACGCCACAGGCUACCAAGAUAAUGCUGGAUCAGCUGGACAAGUGUUCCCCUGUAAGAUUACGGCAUGUCCACACCGUCAACAAUGGAAUGGUGUACAAUGUUCUGUUUUCGAUCAUGAAGCCAAUUAUGUCGAAACGAAUGCGCGCGAAGAUGAUGAUCCACGGCAGGAACUGGACCGAACUUGGCAAAUACAUUAGCCUAAAAGUGCUCCCACCGCGAUUCGGCGGAACUUCUAAAGCACCCGCUUACGAUGGUCGGCUGCUCGGUGAUUUGAUGAUGCACUACGAUGAAUGGAUGAAGAGAAUGCACGGAUUUGGUUUUAAGCGAAAAUACUAUAGCAAAGGUGCUCAAUGAGUUGUGUUUCAAGGUUCUUUACAUGGGUUAAUUGGAAUAAAGCACGGUACAGAAG
Sabethes cyaneus is the source of this 1077-nucleotide messenger RNA. RefSeq names its product clavesin-1-like. Gene Ontology annotation, cellular component: membrane. The transcript has 3 exons. Gene Ontology annotation, molecular function: phosphatidylinositol bisphosphate binding. The coding region runs from base 87 to 1022 and encodes 311 amino acids. NCBI's taxonomy places the organism in Eukaryota, Metazoa, Arthropoda, Insecta, Diptera, Culicidae. The record is from RefSeq and is a predicted model, not a curated record.